This is a messenger RNA of Closterium sp. Naga37s-1, 2556 nucleotides long. The record is from the annotation of a GenBank genome assembly. NCBI's taxonomy places the organism in Eukaryota, Viridiplantae, Streptophyta, Zygnematophyceae, Desmidiales, Closteriaceae.
AUGGAGAAUACGAGGCUGAUACCCAUCGUUCUUCUCCUUCUCUUUAUCGGCUCCUACUCAACGCACCUGUCGCCAUCAACCCAGCCGGGCCGCCGUGGUCUUCUCGCUAAACCCACUCCGCCUACUAAAACCGCACAUGGCAGCGACGCAACCGUUACCACCGCUCUAGUGACUCCGAGGGUCGUCGCUGCUGCAAGUAAUGAUUCUGAAUCAGGCGGGUUGACCGCGCCUGCCUAUAACACGUCAAGUGUUUCAAACACUGAAGAGAAGUCCUCUUCAACUCUCCCCCCGCGUGCUCCUGCUCAUCACGUUGACGAUAUUGGCGCGGCAGGGAAAGAUGCGCCCUUGAAGGGCGUGGGUGCGGGCUCUGCGGGCAAGGGCGCGGUGGGAAAGGGCGCAGCAGGCAAGGUUGCAACGGGCAAGGGCGCUGCAGGCAAGGGCGGAGCGGGAGCUACCGCAGCGGGCAAGGCCGCGGUGAAUACGGGUGCAUCAGGCAAGAACGCACCGGGCAAGGUCGAGGAAGUCAAGGGCGCGCCGGGCAAGGAAGCGGAAGUCAAGGCGCGCCGAGCAAGGUUCGCGGAAGUCAAGGGAGCGCCGGGCAAGGUCGCGGAAGGCAAGGGCGCGCUGGGAAAGGUCGCGGAAGGCAAGGGCGCGGCGGGAAAGGUCGCGGAAGUCAAGGGCGCAACGGACGCUAGUGCAGCUGCUAAGGCCGCGGCAAAGAAGGGCGCAGCAGACAAGAGCGCAACAAACAAGGGCGCCGCAGGCAAGGGCGCAACGGACGCUAGCGCAGCGGGUAAGGACGCGGCGAAGAAGGGCGCGGCAGGCAAGGGCGCGACAAACAAGGGCGCGGCAGGCCAGGACGCAGCUCACAAACAGCCUGCUGCUGAGAUGAUGCGCGCGAGCGACACACCUAAUACGAACAAACCCGGUGUGGCGUUUCACAAGGCAACUGCCAGCGACGUGGCGAUCCAUGAUACCAAGAAAAGUCAUGGUGACUCCAAGACGGCAUUGGGAAAUGAAACUGCCGACUCGGAGUCGAAAGAUGAUUCUGCUGCGCCGAACGCACAGCACGCCGCGCGUCCUCACAUGGCCGCGCCGCCUCACAUGGCCGCGUCGCCUCACAUGGCAACGGCUGAGGAUGUGGCGAUCCACACCCUGAAGACGGCAUCGAACAAUCGUCCUGCUGGGUCGAACGCGGCACAAUUGCGCAAACCCAACGUGCGUCCUCACAUGGCGACAGCUGAGGACGUGGCGAUCCACACCCUGAUGACGGCGACUGCGAGUCACAGCGUCGAGAAUCAGCUUGCCGCUGCGAUGAUGGGAGCGAGCAACAAACCCGUGCGCCCUCACAUGGCGACAGCUGAUGAUGUGGCGAUCCACGCCCUGAAAACGGCAUCGGACAAUCGUCCUGUUGGGACGAAUGCCCAGCGCGCCGCGCGUCCUCAUAUGGCGACGGCUGAAGACGUGGCGAUUAUUCACCCGGGACCAGCAAAGGCGACGGCGGCGGCGGUGGCGCCGAUGCAAGCGGAGGAGGGCGAGGCGUGGAGGAAUGUGGCGGCUGCUGAUGACAAUGAUGGCGGUAAUGACAGAGAGAACGACAAGGAGAACGACAAUGAUGGCGAUAAGGAGAACGACAACGACGGGGACGGCGACAGGAAGAAUGACAACGACAGGGAAGGCGACAGGGAGAAUGAGAAUGAGAAGGACGAUGACAACGAUGCAGUGAACUGGCAUGGGGAGAGCAGCAGCACGCGCAUGAACGGUGGCAGCAAGGGACAGCGAAGGGGCGUGACUCAUGGCACCGUCAAGAGAGCUUCAUCCCACUUGUCUCGCUUCAGCAACACUGGGUUCCACAAGGCACACCACGGGAGUGAGCUCGGCAAGGCACCGGAGUUUUACAUGGCGACAGCCAGGGAUGUGGCCAUUCACAGGAGCGAGACACAAGGUGCCUACCGUGGUGUGAACUACGGAAGUGAACAGCUGGAAUCCCUUGCAUUUGCACAAGCUGAGGGCGGCGAUUGCGAUGGUGACAACAACGGGGAUAAUGGCAGCGGCGACAACGGCGUUGACAACGGCAGCAGCGGCGGCGGCGGCGGCGGCGGCGGAGGAGGAGGAGGGGGGAUUGACAUUGGCGCGAUCCUGGAGGUGCACAACGCAGCGCGGCGGGAGGUGGGGGUGGCGGACCUGGCAUGGGACGAGGCCGUGGCAGCAGCAGCGCAGGAGUGGGCGGACCAGCUCGCGUCCGCGGGGUGCCCUCUGCAGCACGGCGGCACGGAGGGGCUCGGGCAGAACCUGUACUGGCGCGCGCCGGCCGGGCUGACCCCUGAGGAGGAUCGCAUGGCGGUGCAGGCGUGGGUGGAUGAGAAGGCGGAUUGGACUCCCAGCCCGGUGCCCGAGGGGUGUGCGGAGGGGAGGAUGUGCGGGCAUUACACGCAGGUGGUGUGGGCGGGAACGACCCAUGUGGGGUGUGCGUCGGCGCAGUGCCCUGAUGGGGGUGGCAUGUGGGUGUGUGAUUACUCGCCCCAGGGGAACAUGAUUGGGUCCACUCCUUUUUAG